Messenger RNA from Drosophila busckii, 1379 nucleotides. It is a transcript of the gene ND-42, whose product is annotated as NADH dehydrogenase [ubiquinone] 1 alpha subcomplex subunit 10, mitochondrial. Gene Ontology annotation, cellular component: cytoplasm. Bases 94 to 1308 code for a protein of 404 amino acids. The transcript is spliced from 3 exons. NCBI's taxonomy places the organism in Eukaryota, Metazoa, Arthropoda, Insecta, Diptera, Drosophilidae. Gene Ontology annotation, biological process: mitochondrial electron transport, NADH to ubiquinone. The record is from RefSeq and is a predicted model, not a curated record.
UCGGUGUGAUAGCAAAAUCGAUGCAGCGGUGUUUCGAUGUUUCCUCACAUCCCUAAUUAAAUUAAAACAGAUAUUAGAUUUUUGCAUUAAAAAAUGACUGCCGUGUUGCGUGUUGGCCUAGUGGGGCUAGUUGGCCGCGGCGCCACUGCAUCCCCUACACUGUUGCAGGCGCUGCCGGCUGCCUUCAUGCAGAAAUGCAACAUCUCGGGUAGGACAAUGCGUGGCGGUCCGCGUGUGCCAAAAGCUGCACCCUAUCCAUACAAGACGAAGAACUACACUGUUUUCAAUUCAUUCUUCGACAAGACCUCAAAACGCUUCGAUGAAAACUCGAAAGUCAUUUGCGUCGAGGGUCCCAUUGCUGCGGGCAAAUCAAAGUUUGGCAAAGAGCUAGCCGAGGAGCUGGACAUGCAAUAUUUUCCAGCCGUAGAUAUGGAUCUGAUUUAUAUCAACUCUUAUGGUUAUGACAUGCGCAAACUGGAUCCUGAGCUACCGCCCAGCUGCCGCAGUUUUGAUGUGCGCGAUUUCUGCAAGAAUCCCAACCACGAUCAUGCAGCACUUUUCCAGAUACAAAUGUAUAUGCUGCGCUACUCGCAAUACAUUGAUGCGCUGCAGCACAUACUGUCCACUGGCCAAGGUGUUGUGCUACAGCGCAGCCCCUACUCAGACUUUGUCUUCAUGGAGGCAAUGUUCCGUCAGGGCUAUAUCUCCAAGGGCGCACGCUCUGUCUACAAUGAGCUGCGCCAAAACACCAUUUUCGAGCUGCUGAAGCCGCAUUUGGUCAUCUACCUGGAUAUGCCCGUGAAUGCAGUACAGCAGAAGAUCAAGGAACGUAACUUGGAGCAUGAAACGAACUCAAAGGUGUUUAGCGAGGCCUAUUUACGCGACUUGGAUAUGCUGUACAAGCAGCAUUACCUGAAGGAUAUCGCCACGCACGCCGAGUUGCUGAUCUACGACUGGACCGCUGGCGGCGAAACCGAAGUCGUUGUGGAGGAUAUCGAACGUAUUGACUUUGCCCAGCACGAGGUUGAUGCACAUAAUAAGAAAAUGGCCGAUUGGCGUUUCAUGCUCGAGACCCAGUGGUGUGAGGCACGCAUCAAGUACUGCAAAGAAAAGUCCGACCUGAUGAACUACUUCAAUGUGCCGCGCUUCGACGUGCCCGAGCUGUUGCGCAAUGCCGAUGACAGCAAAGUCUGGCGCGAUGUCUGGUAUAAUGCGCCUGGCAUGAAGUACCGCCCUGGCUACAAUGCGGAUGUGGGUGACACCGGUUUGUUGACCAAGAAUAAAGUCGGCAUCAAUGAGGCCAUCUAGAGUGCUGUUAUUGCAAUCCAACUAGCGACUUGUGUUAAUUAUUGUAAUAAACCAUCUAAUGUAAUAAUUAA